This is a messenger RNA of Cynara cardunculus var. scolymus (artichoke), 1496 nucleotides long. RefSeq names its product arogenate dehydratase/prephenate dehydratase 6, chloroplastic-like. Gene Ontology annotation, cellular component: chloroplast; cytoplasm. Bases 83 to 1378 code for a protein of 431 amino acids. Gene Ontology annotation, biological process: L-phenylalanine biosynthetic process. Gene Ontology annotation, molecular function: prephenate dehydratase activity; arogenate dehydratase activity. The transcript has a single exon. The record is from RefSeq and is a predicted model, not a curated record. NCBI's taxonomy places the organism in Eukaryota, Viridiplantae, Streptophyta, Magnoliopsida, Asterales, Asteraceae.
CAGAGAACAAACAAGCUUCAAAAAAACCCCUUUCAAUUUCCAUCUACAAACUACUCAGAAGUUUAACAUACCCGAAACCAAGAUGCAGUCUUUAGCCCCGUCUUCCUCCAUUAGUAUCAAGUCAAUAAUGCGGACGCCGUCGCCGUUACCUAACCCCCACCGACUCGCUUUCACAAUUCAAUGCGCCGCUAGCCGUUUUGACUCGGCGCCCAACGCCACCAAUCCAUCCGUCUCUUCGGCGGCGGUGCCGUCCACCAACUACUUUGCGUCCGGCGGAGUUGGAAAGAACCGCGCAGAUUGGCAGAGCUCUUGUGCGAUUCUGGCCAGCAAGGUUGUAUCGCAGCAGCAGAACACCGAGAAGACAGGCGGUGCGGAUAAUAUCACGGUUGUAAACGGGCAUAAAACUCUAGAUCUGGUACCGGUUGAUAACCUUCCGAAACCGCUUACCAUCACCGACCUUUCGCCGGCGCCGAUGCACGGUGCGCAGAUGCGAGUUGCUUAUCAAGGCGUUCCUGGUGCGUACAGCGAGGCUGCUGCCGGAAAAGCUUAUCCGGAGUGCGACGCUAUUCCUUGUGAUCAGUUUGAGGUUGCAUUUCAAGCUGUGGAGCUUUGGAUCGCAGAUCGUGCCGUUUUGCCUGUGGAGAACUCUCUCGGUGGAAGUAUUCAUCGGAAUUACGAUCUGCUCCUCCGCCACCGUCUCCACAUCGUCGGUGAAGUCCAGCUCCCCGUCCACCACUGUCUCCUAGCUUUACCAGGCGUUCGUAAGGAAUACAUCAACCGUGUGAUUAGUCAUCCACAAGCCCUAGCGCAGUGCGAGCUAACUCUCACCAAACUCGGCUUAAACGUCACACGCGAGGCCGUCGACGAUACAGCCGGAGCCGCCGAAUUCGUAGCAGCAAACAACCUCCGCGACACAGCAGCAAUCGCAUCAGCACGCGCCGCAGAACUCUACGGCCUGAACAUCCUUGCCGACGGGAUACAGGACGACUCGAGCAACAUCACACGCUUCGUGAUGCUUGCACGCGAGCCGAUCAUUCCUCGCACCGACCGGCCGUUCAAAACAAGCAUCGUCUUCGCUCACGACAAAGGAACAUCGGUGCUGUUCAAAGUCCUAUCAGCCUUCGCUUUCAGGAACAUUAGCUUGACAAAAAUCGAGAGCAGACCUCACCGGAAUCGGCCAAUUAGGCUGGUGGACGACGCCAACGUGGGGACGGCGAAACACUUUGAAUACAUGUUUUAUGUAGAUUUUGAUGCAUCAAUGGCGGACGUAAGGGCUCAGAACGCUUUGGCGGAGGUUCAGGAAUUCACAUCUUUCUUGAGGGUGUUGGGUAGUUACCCCAUGGACAUGACCCCUUGGUCUCCUUCUCGGGAUGACUAAAUGGAUUUAUGACGUCAUUAAAUUAAAUAAUGUAUAUGUUAAAAACCCCAUUUUCAUAUGUUAACUUUCCUUUUUUGUGAUUUUGAAAACGAAAUUAUCCAUAAAUACCUCCUUCAAA